UGCGCACAGCAAACAGGAGCGUGAGAGUGCCAAGUCUAGAUAUUUACCCGCCAUCGGUGUGUGAUGCAGAGGCGAUGCCGAGCGGGUGGAGCUCUUGCCACGCCACGCUCCCGCCUCCCCGGCAAACAACAACACACACUAGCUAACCUUCACGCCCGCCGAGCGCCGAGGCCAGCAUAUCCUAGCAGUAGCACGUUGUAGUUGCAGACGACGCGCGCGCCGGUAGACGCCAUCAUGCAGGAGUUCCAGUCGAUCCCAGGCCUGGCCGGGCGUCUGUUCGGCGGGGCAGGGGCCGGCGACCUCCGGCGCGCGCAGGCGCAUGCGCAGCAGGGCCCCGGGGCGCGGUGCGGCGGCGUGUCGCCCGCGGCGCCGCCAGAGGUGGUCAAGUGCCCGCGGUGCGAGUCCACCAACACCAAGUUCUGCUACUACAACAACUACAACCUGUCGCAGCCGCGGCACUUCUGCAAGAGCUGCCGCCGGUACUGGACCAAGGGCGGCGUCCUGCGCAACGUCCCCGUGGGCGGGGGCUGCCGCAAGACGAAGCGCGCGUCGUCGUCGUCGUCCGCCACGUCGUCGGUGCCGUCCACGCCCACGUCGGGGUCGGGCGACGCGGCGGCCAACAAGAACCCGCGCCGGGCCUCGGCGUCCUCGCCCCGCUCUACCAACAGCGGCAGCGCGAGCCCCACGGCCGCCGCCGCGACAACGCCGACGCCGGCCCCGACCACCCCCGCCACGCCGUCGUCGAACAGCAGCGUCGCCGUUUUCACGACGAGCAGCCACCACCACUCGAGCCCCUUCUCCACGAUCGACGUGGUGGCGCCACCGGCGCCGAUAUUCGCCGAUCAGGCGGCGGCGCUGGCGUCCCUCUUCGCGCCACCGCCGCCGCCGCCGCUCCCGGUGUUCACCUUCGCGGCGCAGCCGAAGCAGGAGGAAGCGCCCACCACCACCUCGGAGCUGCAGCUGGUGGCCGGGCUGUCUGCUGCGGCGCCGUCCUCCUCCUCGGUGGUCUCCGAGGACAUGGCGCCGUUCGCGUCCCUGGACGCGGCGGGGAUAUUCGAGCUCGGCGACGCCGCGUCAGCCGCCGCGUACUGGAACGCCGGGAGCUGCUGGACGGACGUCGUCCAGGACCCCAGCAUGUACCUACCCUAGCUCGUUUGGUUUAGUUACCUAUCGCGAUCGCUAGAUUAAGCCGUGGUUAAAUGCUUCUUAACGACGACCACGAGCUACUACACUACGUCUCCCUAAUACUAGCUACUCCCAUGUCCACGCUCUCUGCUGCCUGCCCUGCCUCUCUCUGUAACUUUUUUUUUUCCCUUACUCUUGUUUAUUUAUUGGUAAUUUGGCUUCACACAGGCUGCGUCUAGAAAGCUAACACCUGUGUGCCCUGUCUGCACUCUGCGAGUGCAUGUGGCGGAUCAUUGCCGCGGUGCGAUGGAAAUAUUAAUUAAUCGCAUUAUUAUUGGUUUUUUUACUCUU
Molecule: messenger RNA, 1476 nt
Organism: Sorghum bicolor (sorghum)
Lineage: Eukaryota; Viridiplantae; Streptophyta; Magnoliopsida; Poales; Poaceae
Product: mucin-7
Exons: 1
Coding region: 235-1149 (304 amino acids)
Biological process (GO): regulation of DNA-templated transcription
Molecular function (GO): DNA-binding transcription factor activity; DNA binding
Source: RefSeq, a predicted model, not a curated record